Elgaria multicarinata webbii is the source of this 2286-nucleotide messenger RNA. It is a transcript of the gene CRISPLD1, whose product is annotated as cysteine rich secretory protein LCCL domain containing 1. The transcript has 15 exons. Lineage: Eukaryota; Metazoa; Chordata; Lepidosauria; Squamata; Anguidae. The record is from RefSeq and is a predicted model, not a curated record. The coding region runs from base 102 to 1619 and encodes 505 amino acids. Gene Ontology annotation, cellular component: extracellular region.
GGCACACACGGCGACCUGCCCUCAAACGAGGCCCGAGCCAAUAAAGCUAGAAGAAGGCUUUGCCUUGGAGUUAAGGCAGAAGAGUUUUGUGAUCGUUCAUCAUGAAGCGCGUAGCUGAAGAAAGAUUCAGAGUAACUGUUUUGCUUUUCAUAGUUCAAGCAGUUUCUGCUAUGGUACUUCCCAAUGCAACAUUAUUUGAGGAAAUGCUGGAAAAAUACAUGGAUGAAGAUGGUGAAUGGUGGAUCGCCAAGCAAAGAGGAAAAAGAGCUAUCACUGACAGUGAUAUGCAGAGUAUCUUGGAUCUUCAUAAUAAAUUACGGGGUCAAGUGUAUCCACAAGCAUCCAAUAUGGAAUAUAUGACGUGGGAUGUAGAGCUGGAGAGAUCAGCACAGUCCUGGGCUGAGACAUGUCUUUGGGAACAUGGGCCUGCAAGUCUUCUUCCAUCCAUUGGACAGAAUUUGGGAGCACAUUGGGGAAGAUACAGACCUCUAACAUUUCACAUCCAAGCAUGGUAUGAUGAAGUAAGAGACUUCAGCUACCCUUAUUCUCAAGAAUGCAAUCCUUAUUGCCCCUAUAGGUGCUCUGGGCCUGUGUGCACUCAUUAUACACAGGUGGUUUGGGCAACAAGUAGCAGAAUUGGCUGUGCUGUGAACUUAUGCCAUAACAUGAAUGUCUGGGGACAGAUAUGGCCGAAAGCAAUUUACUUGGUGUGCAAUUAUUCCCCAAAGGGCAAUUGGUGGGGGCAUGCUCCUUACAAGCAUGGCCGCCCAUGUUCUGCAUGUCCACCUAGUUUUGGAGGAGGCUGCAGAGAAAAUCUUUGUUAUAAAGAAGGUUCCGAAAGGAUUUAUUCUCCAGAGAUGGAAACCAAUGAGAUUGAACGGCAGCAAUCGCAUGUCCAGGAUACACCACAAAAUCGAUUAAGGCCACAUGUAAGUGUCCGUGAUGAUGGUGAAAGAAAUGAAGUCAUAAGCAAACAACAAAUGUCUCAAAUUGUUUCCUGUGAAGUACGGUUAAGAGACCAGUGCAAAGGAACAACUUGUAAUAGAUAUGAGUGUCCUGCUGGAUGCUUGGACAGCAAUGCCAAAGUUGUUGGAAGUGUACAUUUUGACAUGCAAUCAAGCAUUUGUAGAGCUGCAAUACAUUAUGGCAUCCUAGACAAUGAUGGUGGCUGGGUUGAUGUUACCAGGCAAGGAAGAAGAAAUUAUUUCAUUAAGUCCUAUAGAAAUGGAGUUCAGUCAAUUGGCAAAUACCAGUCAGCUAAUUCCUUCACAGUCUCUAAAGUACCAGUGCAAGCUGUCACUUGUGAAACAACUGUAGAACAAUUAUGCCCAUUUUACAAGCCAGCCACACAUUGUCCAAGGGUCUAUUGUCCUCACAAUUGCAUGCAGGCAAAUCCACACUAUGCCCGAGUGGUUGGAACACGAAUUUAUUCUGAUGUAUCUAGUAUCUGCCGGACAGCUGUACAUGCUGGAGUAAUUCGCAAUGAAGGCGGCUUUGUUGACAUUAUGCCAGUGGAUAAAAGAAGAAUGUACAUUGCUUCAUUCCAAAAUGGCAUUUCUUCAGAAAGUUUACAGAAUCCUUCAGGAGGCAAGGCAUUCCGGGUGUUUGCUGUGGUCUGAAGACAGCAAGUAAACUGUACAAAUAACAUCAAAAUACAGUGCUUGGAAGAAGAGAAAGAAAAUGCCAUUUAUCUACUUCCUCAAGUUUGUAUAAAGCUGUAAUAUUGCUGUACAGAAGAUAUUUACUAUUUUCUGAUUGAAAAAGUAUUUAACUGCUUGUAAAUCUUACUGGGGUGGGUGGGAAUCUGUAAAGUUAAACAUAGGAAAAUAACAUAUGAAAAACUAUGAUGAUAAGUAACUGGUUUUGAAUCCUGUGUAAAAUAUUGCUAUAUUUUCUUAGCAUUUAUUCCUAUGCAGUUCAUUCAAAGCUCAUAAAUGUUCCAGUUUAAAAAUCUGAAUACAUGAUGAUGAUGUUUUAUGUAUGCCACUAACAUUAAGUUUAAAGGGAUAUCUAUGAUAGAUCCUAUAUCCCUGUUCAUAGAAUUGUUCAUUGCUUAUAACUGGGAGGAAAGUAACUGAUAUAAGCAGUGGACAUGUAUUGCUACAGAAACAUACACUAAUCAGCAUGGAAACACAACAGAAUGGGAAAUUGUGCCAGUUUUAGACCAUGUUUCCUCUGAAUAUUUUUUAAAAAAUGUCAAUUAGAACAAAUCUUAGGACACAGACUAUAUAUAGAUUUUAAAAUACAUUCAUUGUAUAGGCAGCUUCAGUUUUUGUAUUGUGUUUG